AUGACAUAUCUUUCAAUCGUAUUCGCUACUGUGUGGUUCAGCUUUGUAUUGACCUGUCCACCCACUCCUCCACCAGGAGGAGGAGGUGCAGGAGGAGGUGGUGGAGGAGGUGGUGGUGGAGGACAAGGAAGUGGCACUAACACUAGUGGAAAACGCGAAGUUGACGACAUCGACGUUACCGUAGUCAGCAAUCAGAAGUUCGAUCCCGCUAUGAACGACGCACAUAUGCAAGUUUUCAAAAGCUUAUUGAAUGACUACGUUAAAGCCAGGGGAGCAAAUUAUAACAAGGACAUGGUGCAGGAGGAGAUAAUAAAUGUAGAUGGCAACUUUGCGAUUCUCUACACUCUACAGGGUUACGACUGCGAUGGGGUGAACAACUUCUUGCAUGAAGCUAAAAGCAGCGCAAACUUCAUCAAGGACAUCAAAGUCAAGUGUGGUGGAAGACCGCAGUUUGUUGUUGUCUGAGCAAUUUCCAGACAAUAAAUCAAUCGCAUGCAAAA
Molecule: messenger RNA, 500 nt
Organism: Cylicocyclus nassatus
Lineage: Eukaryota; Metazoa; Nematoda; Chromadorea; Rhabditida; Strongylidae
Source: the annotation of a GenBank genome assembly